Molecule: messenger RNA, 1262 nt
Organism: Paramormyrops kingsleyae
Lineage: Eukaryota; Metazoa; Chordata; Actinopteri; Osteoglossiformes; Mormyridae
Product: tetraspanin-1-like
Cellular component (GO): plasma membrane
Source: RefSeq, a predicted model, not a curated record
GCUGGCCUGGUCAGCCCCGCCCACAUCGCCCCCUAUUUUGCACCCAAGCCAGCGCAGUGGCUCUUAAUCAGCAUCAGAGUAGCCGGCUGAAGCACGUCACCUGGGUGCAGGUCAGGUGUCACGGAGGAGGAAUCUGCCUGAAAAUUAGACACAUCAUCCCCAGGGAGCCGUUUUGUGAAUAACAGACACCAAAAAUGUGCUGCUCUGAUUUCCUUAGAGUCGUCAUGGUUGCCUUCAAUGGCAUCAUUUUCUUGGCAGGGGCCGCCAUCUUGGGCGUAGGUAUCUGGGUGAAGGUCGACAGCGGUUCCCUGCUGAAGAUCCUAGACCAGGUCGACAAUAUGCCAGUGGAGCUGAACCAGAUCUUUUAUGUGGGCUACCUGCUGAUCGCGGUGGGAAGCGUGCUGGUGCUCCUGGGGUUCCUGGGCUGCUGUGGGGCCAUCAAGAAGAGUCCCUGCAUGCUGCUGACGUUCUUCGUCAUCGUGCUCCUGGUCUUCAUAGCGGAAGUGUCCGGGGCGAUCGUGGUCCUGGUUUUCAAACCUCUGGUUGAUACAUUAAUCGAAAAAAUAGGCACUGAAGCGGUCCAAAAGAUCAAAACGGAUUAUGGGAAAAAUCCAAACCUUACUGAACUUUGGAAUGAUACCAUGGAUGGGCUGAACUGCUGUGGAUUUCAUAACUACACAGAUUUCACAGACUCCCCUUUUUAUAAUAAUAGUAGACACACCUACCCACAGACGUGCUGCAAGGGGAGUCCCUGUAACCUGCAAUCCGCCAGCACUUCGCAAGUGAAUGGCUGCUAUUUUGAGCUGGUGAAAUUAAUAGAGAAUAAUGCAGUUAUCCUGGGAGCAGUGGCCCUAGGGAUUGCUGCACUGGAGAUUGCUGCAAUGGUGGUUUCCAUGCAACUGUACCGGAAGAGCUUGCAUGAACACUGAGACAACGGAGCAGAUCAGUCUACAGUUUUUGUCUAUCUACCCGUCUGUGUCUUUAUACAUUAAAUCAGUUUUCCUAUUUUCCACCCACAGAAUCACAAUAUAUUGUUCAGAAUUACACUUUAAUAUACAAUAUUUUAUGUUGAGUUUUAAUCUGAAAACAUAUGCUUGCUAAUUUUAAGAGCAAAUAUUACAUUAUUUAAUAAUUCAAAUGUAUUUUUUUAUGUAUAGAGUUUUUAAUUUAGAUAUUAUGUUUUCAUGUCAACAGGAAAAUACUAUGUGGUAUUUUGUAUUCAUUGAAAUUAGAUUGAAAUAUUAAAAUGUAUGUUACAGAAU